UUUCCUUGCCCGGUUGCACUGGCUGGACCCCUCCUUAGCAUGGCAGUGAGAAGAGGAGGUGAGCACAGACAUUUUUGUCUUGUUCCUGAUCUUAGAGGGAGAUCAUUCGGUCUUCAGCAUUAGCAUUAGGUGCUACGGUUGCUGUAGGUUUUUCACAGAUGCCCCUUAUCAAUUUGAAGAGGUUAUCUUGUAUUCUUAGUUUGCUGAGAAUGGUUUUUUUUUUUUUUUUAAUCAGGAAUGUUGGAUUUUGUCAAAUACAUUUUCCGCAUCUGUUGAUACGAUCACAUGGAUUGUCUUUUACUUCUUUAAUAUGGUGAAUUACAUAGAGUGGUACAGCAACCUUGCAUUCUGGAGCAAAACCCACUUGUUCAUCAUGUAUUAUCCUUUUCGUAUGUCGUCGGAUCCACUUUGCUAAAAUUCUGUUUGGAGUUUCGUGUCUGCGUUGGUGAGCGGUCAUGGCCUACCGUUUCCUUUUCUCGUAGCGUCCCAUCUCUCAGGGAUGGCUAAGCGUUGUUGCCUCAUGUCCCUUAUCUUGAAGGUAGACGUCGUCCUCUCUUUCACUUGUUUCAGGUGGGAGGGGACGCUCCCCAUUGUGCAGCUCAGCCGGAAGCGGAGUCCUCCUGGGGCACAGGGGGCCCUCGUUUAGACUCACGGUUCUGGCUUGUUAGACGUCAACAGGUGAAGGGCGCCAACCACCCGGACUCCUGCUCAGUCCGGACGGCUCCAGAGGCUCCUGUGUCACACAAAGUGCGGCCCUGCAUUCCCAUCACGCUGCAUCCUUGGGACUGGCGCGAAGAGAGCUAGUUCGGCUUGCCAGCUAGAACGCGCACCUGCUCCACUGCACGCACACUCUCCAGACACUCGGUGCCUGCCCGGGAACCCCAGUGUCCACAUCCACGCACAGAGUUCUUUAGGGAAAAAGUGUUAAGAUCGUGAGAUUCUUCUUCUUUUACUUCUCUGGCAACUACUGCUAAUUCCUGCAUGUCCUGGUUUAAUAAGAAAGCCUGCAGGCUCCUCUCCAAAAGAGUCGGCCCUUUCUUCUAGCCUAGCACACUCCCCUCGGAGGAGGAAACUCACUCCUGAGACCCUCCGCCUUCUCCUCCAAGUAUUGCCCCCUCCACCUGCUCUUCUUGCAGACCCAGUGCUCUGUAAGGGAUGCCAUUCACCCUGCGCUGUGAUGCCAGCGUGUUCUCUUAUCUAGGAACAACUAUUGAAUCUGGAGAAGGAGUUACGUACUCCGUGCCCAUCGUUGAUGGCUGUCCUUUGCACCAGUCGAUCUUCCAGGUGGAUGUGGCCGGCCAAGACCUAACCUUAUACCUCUGCAAACUCUUGGCGGACAAUGGGCACCUUUUGGUGGGCACAGGUGACCGGGAGUGGGUCCGGGACAUGAAGGAGAACUGCUGCUACGUGGCCUUGGACUUCGACAAGGAGAAGAUGAAGACCGACUCGCCUUCCCACCAACAGAAGUACCAGCUGCCCGACGGCCAGGAGAUCACCCUGGGGCAGGAGCGCUUCCUCUGCCCCGAGGUGCUCUUCCAGACGGACCUCGUAGGGAAAAACACCCUUGGCAUCCACAUGAUGGCCUUCCGGAGUGUCAGCUCCUGCAAGCCCACCCUCUGGAAGGUCCUCUUCAAUAACAUGCUAUUGUCUGGAGGGACUGGCUCCUGCUCCGGCCUGGGCUGCCGGAUGCAGAGAGAACUAUCUGGCCUGGUGUCGCCUGGGUUAUCCGUGAAGGUCUCUCAAGGCUUUUAUGCGCCAUGAACUUUUGCUAAAUCGGAGUGGAAGGCCACUGCUUAGCCCAGUAUGGAAAACGAACCAGAACUGAAUAUCGUACUUCUGUAAGUUUCUCGGCCACAUCGCAAAGGGGAAUUCUUGGGCCAUCUUUGUCCACCCAGCGUGUGGCCGGGUGUGUUUUGGUCCAAGCUGGUGGAGGGUACCUUUGGUCCUCAAGGUACCCUCCACCACCCCCAGCUGCCCCAGUAAAACCUGCUUUAUACGGAGCCUGCUAGUAACACCUGUUGCCUGUAACUCUGUUGUGAUUUAGCUUCUCUGCCUACUUUCUCUCCUGUCUGACCCAUCUCUGGAAGAGGUAGGGAGGUGGAUUCACCUGUAAUCAUCCAUAAAGCUCAUUAAAUUGUUCACCUAAAGAAGGGAAGAUUUCUCUCCCUCAGGCGGAUGAGCCCAUCCACCUUGAGGGAACAGCGCGUUCUAACGGGGCCAACUUUUCAAAUAAUUGUUUCUCCCAACAACCUAAACCACACUGUGAUGAAUGUUCUUGAGCAAAAAUUGUGGCCAUUAUAUCCUCUUAUCUCUUUAGAGUAGUUCCCCCCCCCUUAGAAUCCAUUUCUAGAGGUGGAUUUUCAGAGCCAGAAACUCACGCACAAUUUGAGGCUUUUUGAACAUCGGGGCCAGGUUGCCCGUGGAAACAUCCGGCCUCUCGUCACAUCCCGGUGGGGGUGAGACGGCUCCGGACCCCCGUUCAUGCCAGCACGGGACCAGCAUCUUUAAAUCCCAUUUGCCAACCUGAGAAAUGGGGGCCGGCGGAAGGUUUGUUGUUCUUUUCUGUUUUUAUUUAAAACAUGUUUUGAAGAAAAGCUAGACCAGAGGCUCCCGGGCGCCUGGCGUCGGCUGGCUACUUCUCUACCUCAUGUACGGACCCUACACAUGUUUUCCCCCCUUUCUAUUUUUCUUAAAACUCUUCCUUUCUGUUUUUCUUAAAACUGUAGUGACAAAUCUCUUAAUCAAUACCAGCAAGCAGUUUCCAAGCCAAGCCCAGUUCUGUGGUGCAACAGAGCUGCUGGGCACAGGGCCAGGGGUCUGAGAACUCGUCUGCCCCACGCACAACCACUUGGCCCUGGAGCUUGGGUUUUCCAAAUCCCGGUUCAGAGCUGUGUCCCUGCAGGUCACCGGGUGAUGCGUCUGCCUCCCUACGUCUCAGAAUGACGCACACAUUCUGCUCUUAUAUGCCCAGCACCUUAAGAAAAGUGAGUCAAUGGGCAAGAACGGCAACUGUCUGACCUUGAGCGAGUGACCUUAACCUUCCUGAACCUCUGCGCCCCUGAGGGACAAACGGGUGUAGAGACUUUGGCCUCCUCCCAGCCCAGAGAUGACCUGACUUGGUGUGAGAAAGGCUGCUCUCUCUCCUCGAAUGGAAGCCGGAAGAAAUAUAUACUUAUAGAUUUUGGCAUAAAAAGAAGAGCCAAGCAGAAGUGAGAGAAAGCCUUCAAAGCUCCACAACAUGACGCAGAAGGAAUUUCUCCAGGGUAUCUGAUUAUCGGCCAUUGACUGAUUUUGCUUAGCUCUGUUUUCUAAUUUUUCUACAGAAUACAAUAUAUGUGUAAAA
Molecule: messenger RNA, 3343 nt
Organism: Microcebus murinus (gray mouse lemur)
Lineage: Eukaryota; Metazoa; Chordata; Mammalia; Primates; Cheirogaleidae
Source: RefSeq, a predicted model, not a curated record